This is a messenger RNA of Dama dama (fallow deer), 1204 nucleotides long. RefSeq names its product chromosome 19 C21orf58 homolog (gene C19H21orf58). NCBI's taxonomy places the organism in Eukaryota, Metazoa, Chordata, Mammalia, Artiodactyla, Cervidae. Bases 1 to 1155 code for a protein of 384 amino acids. The record is from RefSeq and is a predicted model, not a curated record. The transcript is spliced from 8 exons.
AUGCUGGACUCCUCAGUGGCAGAUCAACUGACCCGACUAACCCUGAAACUCCUUGAGAAGAAACUAGAGCAAGAGCGUGAGGAUGUGGAGGGGGCUUCUGAGGACCCCCAUGUCAUGCCAGGAGAUGAGGACGGGCCAGAGGCUGCCCUGAGGAGCGCUCUGAGGAUGAGGAAGGACCUUCUGCAGAGACUCUGGGUAGGCCGUGUGGACAUGGGGCGUCUUCACCAGAGCUCUGUGCAGCUGAAGCUGCUGCUGGUGCUCAGAACAAGCACUGGGGGGGGGGGGGGGGGGGAGUCUGGCUGCAGUCCCAGCUCAGAUGCAUGCUGGGCCCUGGUGGGGGCAGGAGGGGGCCGGGCGCAGGGCAGUGGUUGGUGGUAUUGGGAGCUGGCUGCUUCUGACUGGGGUCACACACCUGUGCGCUGGCACUGCUCUGCCAGGCAGAGUGAGGGCCGGGACACACCCCCACCGAGUGGCCAUGGCUCUGCUUUGGCGUUGCAGGAGCAGCGCCUCUUGGAAGAGGCUUCCCAGGUUCGUCACCACAGGGAACCGCACGGAGGAGCCCAUGGGUCAGUGCUGCCCCCAGAGGCGCCUCCUGUGGGCGUCCACCCCGCUGUCCCCCCAGCCCCACCUGCCCUAGACCCACCACGGAUCAUCCAACACCUGGCCCCCCCACCUCCUGCCACCAUCAUCCAGCAGCUGCCUCAGCAGCCACUCAUUGCACAGAUCCCCCCUCCCCCGGCCUUCCCUACCCAGCGGUCAGGAAGCAUCAAGGAAGAGGUGGUGGAGAUGAUGCUGAUGCAGAACGCGCAGGUGCAUCAGGUCCUCAUGCAGGCCUUGAUGCUCAGAGCCCUGCCCCCGCCAGCACUCGCGCCCACCCAGCCGCACCUCACCCCACAGAAGCCACCCUCCGUCCGCCACCACCACCGCUGCGCACCUCCAGCGCUGCUGCGGGCCAUGCCUGCGCCUGGCUCCCCUCUGGGUUACUCCGUGUGGCCCCUGCUGGUCUCUGCCGCUGCUCUCCCGCCUGCCGCCAGCUUCCUGCCCGGCACCGCGCAGCACAUGACCGGCCCUUCUGCGGCCACCCUCAGCACGGGUGGCCCUGGGAGAGCCCAGGAUAAAUCCAGCUCUGAGGGCCCCACCGAGGCCUGGUGGUGAGACACAGGUGAACGUGGCGUCUUUGAGCCAGACCAGGGCAGUAGCAGAC